This is a messenger RNA of Trypanosoma rangeli, 804 nucleotides long. RefSeq lists its product as uncharacterized. The record is from RefSeq and is a predicted model, not a curated record. The transcript has a single exon. NCBI's taxonomy places the organism in Eukaryota, Euglenozoa, Kinetoplastea, Trypanosomatida, Trypanosomatidae. The coding region runs from base 1 to 804 and encodes 267 amino acids.
AUGACAGCUUUUCGCUACCACAUGCACAUUGUGGACGGUGGCGAUCCGACGAGCACAGUCACCGCGGCGACUUUGUUCGCUCACCUCACACUUCGCUGUGGGCAGCUGCGUAACUACCUGUUGCUCAGUGCAAGCACAACUGAUGCCAAGCGGCAGCGGGAGGCGCUGCGGUCAGGCCUCAGUGGGACACGAAAGGUGCAGCUGGCAGCAGCGGGGCCGUCGUCUGAUGGAAGCCAGGAUGACAAGGUUCUGCUUGCCGCGGAGUCCCUUCUUCGUGGGGAUGAAAACUUUCGUGCAAGCUUGGGCACGGGCGCGGACUCGAGUGGGCUGGUGGCCGAAGUUAAGGAUCGCAUUAUCCCAUACACGGGUUUUAGCUGUGGGUUCGUUGAGUCAGAAGUUUUCCUUGCACGCUCUGGGGUACGCUACUUUGACUUCAUUGCCACCGCUGAUGUUGCAAGCUUCAACUACGUGUUAAACUACUACCAGGGGCUGCGCAUGCUUGAGAAGGGGGGCCAGGGACCACACAACAACGGUGAUAUGUCGCGUGUGCAAUGGGAACCGUCCCCACAUGAGCAGCCGCCCCGACGGCAGAAGGUGGGGCUCGUGCACAUUCUCUGCGGGGAGCCGGCGCGUGCGGGGCAUUUGCUCCAACGUUUUAUAGAGUUGCUGCUGGAGGUGGACACCACACCGCGCGAGGGAGCAGUGGCGAAUGACGCGACUUUUGCGUGGAUAAGUCGUGCUGACGGCGUCAUCUCACGGAUGUAUCAACUGCUCGGUGUGGAUGUUCUCUUUGCGGUACUGUGA